CAGGUGCGCGGUGGCAGUCGGGUGCGCCACGCCUCUCUCCGCCGGGUUAUUCGUCUGUCGGAGCGGCGAUGUCGUCCCAGGUGAGAAGACACCGGCCGGCCGCGGACAACCCGUGGGUGUGCCCCAACGACCGCCAGCUGGCGCUCCGGGCCAAACUGAAGUCGGGCUGGUCAGUGAAGACCAGCAGCCUGCAGACGUUCCGGAAGCCGGCGCCCUUAAACGAGCGCGAGCAGCACGUCAUCGUCAAUGUCAUCCAGAAGGCCGAGUCGUUCGAGAAGAAAGAGCAGCUGCGGAUCGGUAAGCUGGUGGAUAGGCUGGAGAACAUGAGACGGCACGCGGUCGGCAACGGCGCCAGCACGUGCGUCCUCUGCGGAGAGAAGUUCGGACUGCUGGCCAGCUCCAAACUCAAGUGCAGGGACUGUCUCAAGGCGGUGUGUCAUAAGUGCGUGGUGGACACCUCGUCAGCGGGCGGUGAGCAGUGGCUGCUCUGCAAGAUCUGCGCCGAGACGCGUGAAGUCUGGAAGAAGUCGGGCGCCUGGUUCUUCAAGGGCAUGCCGCGUUACGUGGUGCCCGACCCGAAGCGGCCGGCGGUGGCCAACGGCACGCGCCGACGCGUCAUCUCGGCAGAGCCGUCGCCGCGCUCGUCCGUCCGCUACAGCUGGGCCAAGCACGUGCAGACCAGCGGCAACGGCGAGCUGCCCAGCGCGGGGCCCAGUCCGCCGGCGGCCGGGGAGUGA
Pollicipes pollicipes is the source of this 737-nucleotide messenger RNA. Its product is annotated as rab effector Noc2. Gene Ontology annotation, biological process: intracellular protein transport; regulation of calcium ion-dependent exocytosis; spontaneous neurotransmitter secretion. Gene Ontology annotation, cellular component: synapse. Gene Ontology annotation, molecular function: small GTPase binding. NCBI's taxonomy places the organism in Eukaryota, Metazoa, Arthropoda, Thecostraca, Pollicipedomorpha, Pollicipedidae. The transcript is spliced from 7 exons. The coding region runs from base 69 to 737 and encodes 222 amino acids. The record is from RefSeq and is a predicted model, not a curated record.